Messenger RNA from Drechmeria coniospora, 1389 nucleotides. RefSeq lists its product as uncharacterized. Bases 1 to 1389 code for a protein of 462 amino acids. Lineage: Eukaryota; Fungi; Ascomycota; Sordariomycetes; Hypocreales; Ophiocordycipitaceae. The record is from RefSeq and is a predicted model, not a curated record. The transcript is spliced from 3 exons.
AUGGAGGUCGAUACGCCGCGCCACGAGAGCCUCGUACUGAUGCCAGCCUACUCUGGCUUGCGGCCGGUGGAUGGUGAAGCUCAAAAGGUCCCUUCUCGCUUCCUCUUCCAGCUGCUCCCUCGCCGAUUCCCCGAGGCCGGCGAGGUCAAGGAACUUGCGCAGGCUAGCGAUCAGAGCCAGGGUGUUUUGCAGGCAAUGGCGCCCAAUCUUCCUCAUGCGCUCAUCCUUGACCCACGGUCCGCAUGGGAUGAGGAAGAGCUUCUCCUCGACGUCAACGAAACCGACCUCGCGGCACCAGGCCGGAUACUGCUGGGCCUUGGAAAGGUCUCGACCGACCUUGGCCGCUCCUUCGACCACCAAGCAGGCCCAACGAUCGAAGGCGGUCCCGCGGACGGUGCCGUCAAAGUCGUGCAUCUUAAAGGCCACGUCGCAGAACUCUAUGUAUCCGCCGGGCGCGAGGUUGUCGAAGGCCCGCCGCAUCACCGUCUUGGUGCUGUCGAAGCAGGUGAUGACAAAGCGCAGGUGGAUGUAGUCGAACCGGUGGGCAAAGGCCCACUCGUCGUGCUCGACGUCCUGCUGCACAAAGGAAACGUUGGGCACGGCAGACUCGCGCUGGAUGGCGCUGAGGUCGGUCCCGACAACCUCGCACCCCUCGUUCUGCUCGGCUGGACGGCAAGGGGGGGCGAGACCGAGCCUCCCGUCAAAGACGAGAAGCAACAUUGCAUGUUGAAAGUCAACAAAACCAUCAGCGCCCGGGUGAAGCUUGGCCGACGCAGUGUUUCAAACACUCACCGAGACGAUCUUGCUCUUCCUGCUCUUCGCGUCAGCAGUUUCAUUCUUGACAGACAUCCUCGAAGCCUGAAUGGACAACGUACACCGUCGUUGGGCAUGAAAUACGCUGUUCUCGUCAGCCACGGGGCAGAUGAUCUGCAACGAGCAACCGCACGGACAUCCUUCAUGAUACCCCUGGUAGGUCCGGCCCAGUUCUGCAACAGCAUCCGGGGCCUUGACAGCAUUUCGCCUGUCAGGAAUGACCUUUAUGAGACUUCUUCCAUCCACGGCGUGGAGUGGGAGACCCUCUCACCUCCUUAUCUUGACGUUGUCAUCGGAAUCACAUGCCGGAUCGAUCUCCAGCACGUCUCGGUGAACCGAGAAGGCGUCCUUUUGGGAUGUCAUGGCCGUUUACAGUCCACACGUGGCGAUGAUGGCGUGACGGCAGGAAACCGAUGGCGUCUCUGGCAACAGAGUUGUACGCUCGCACUCUCCACUCUAUGGAAGGAAGGGCGCACAGGAGAGCAGACGACGGCCCCUUAUGAAGGACUUGUCGGCGGGCCACAUAACGGGCGCAGACAACAAGUUACAGCCGACGCCGAUGCAGGCACAAAGUGA